AGUCCCAAAUUAUUCGUCGGCUGUUCUGUUUUGUUCUUCUCUUCUCUUCUCUUCUCCCUCCCUGAGAAAUCUCUUUAACUCCUCUCGAGUUAACGAAUCAUGGCCACUCACUCUGAUAUACAUAUAUAGUUGAUUGAACAGAAGCAAUAUAUAUAAACUGUGUUUACUACUGUUGUGCGGAGGAGGAGGAGGAGGAGGAGGUGAUUCUUCCACAAAAUCAAAAUCAAAAUCAAAAUCUGGUAUGGGGUUGAUCAAGGAUGGAUCAGUUUCCGGAACGUUGCCAACUUCUUCUGAGGCGUUUGCAGUCCAUUAUCCUGGUUACCCUUCAUCUAUUCACCGUGCUAUUCAGACUCUUGGAGGGACUCAGGGGAUUAUCAAGGCUCGUAGCUCUCCGACAAAUAGGCUUGAACUCCGUUUUCGUCCUGAGGAUCCUUAUUCUCAUCCAGCCUUUGGGACACUUCGACGCUGCAACAAUUUUCUACUCAAGAUAUCCAGAAGAAGAAGAAAAUAUCAAAACCAGGAGGAGAAGGAGAAGGCUCCUCCUCCUAAUCAUACCAAUGCUACUGACCAGGGAGAAGUUAAUCCAAACCAAACUGAAUCACUUGCUGCUGCUGCUGCUGCUGCUGCUGCUGCUGCUGCAACAGAUGAUAAAGAAAAGAGUGUGCAGGAGGAACAUCUUUCUGCUGAUAUAGUUGCCCAGGUCUCAGAGGCUUAUCAAUUCGAUGGAAUGGUAGACUACCAGCAUGUUCUUGCUCUCCAUGCUGACGAGGCUCGCAAAAAGAAGAGAAGCUGGGAAGAUAUACAGCCAAAACUUGAGAGGCAUGGUCUCAUGGAUGUCGAUCAAGAUGAUUUGUUGAUUCUCGUCCCACCUCUUUUCUCAAUUAAGGAUAUGCCCGACAAUAUAGUGUUAAAACCAUCUUUAACUCUCAGUGCAAAGAAGAAACAAGAAUCAGUUGUUCAGCAACGUUGGGAGAUGGAGAUUGAGCCAAGUCUUGCAAUUGAUUUUAACAUUAAAGAUGUUCCAUCAAUAGUAUAUUGGGAGAAGUACAUAUCCAAGGAUUCUGAACAAUGGAACUGGCAAAUGAUCGUAAGUACAUUGUUUGAAGAGCGUCCCAUCUGGAUCAAAGAGUCUUUGAUUGCUCGCUUGCUUGAGAAAGGCCUUCAGUUUCGUGGCCACAUUCUAAGAAGGCUUCUUUUCAGAGUAGCAUAUUACUUUUCAAACGGACCAUUUCAAAGGUUCUGGAUCAGAAAAGCAUAUGAUCCCCGCAAAGACCCUGAAUCUCGAAUAUAUCAAAGAAUCGACUUUCGAGUCCCACCAUCAUUGAGAAGCUAUUGUGAUGCUAAUGUAGACACUGGGACGAAGCUUCGAUGGGAAGAUAUAUGUGCAUUUCAGGUCUUCCCUUUCAAGUGCCAAAUUUAUUUACAACUUGAUGAACUUAAAGACGAUUUUAUCCAAAAGGAAAUUGGAAAACCUGCUAAGCAAAAAAUCUGCAGUUUAGCAACGGGAUGGUUCUCGGCAAGUUCCAUGAAGUUGUUAAGGUUAAAAAUUGCAGUGAGAUUCUUAUCCGUCUACCCUAAAGCUGGUGCAGAAUCCUUGCUGAAGUUUAAGUCUGAUCAUUUUGCAAAGUCCAAAAGAAGGCAGAUUCAUGUCAAGGGCAGGGUGAGUGGUGAAGGACAAAAGAUUAGCAACACAGAAGUUGUAGAUAACGGAGACAAGGAGGAAGCAAACGAAGAAGAAGAGGAUGAUGGCGAUGAUGAUGACGAUGAAGAAGAAGAAGAGGAAGAAGAAGUCGAUUUUGACAAUGUUGAAGAUGGGUUGGACCCAUAUGAGGAAUUGAACCUGGCUGAUAGGAUCAACCACGCCACUCAACAAGGGAACUCACAUGUGGUGGAUAAUGAGAGCAUAUCCAGGAACUACUUGCAAGAGCUUUUUGGUAGCUUCCCCCCUUCAAGUGAUCUGGGAAACAGCGGACUAAAUUUACAAGCAGGUGACAAUAGUGAUGAGGAAUAUCAGAUCUAUGAACCAGAUGAAGAUGAUGAUGGCAACUAUUCUGACGAUGAUUAUUGAUGUUGCCAGCCAUCCGUUCCAAGAUUUUUUAUUCCAUAUCCAUAUUAUAAUUGGAAAAUGGAAGUCCCAUACAACAUAUUCUUGUCUUCUUUGAGUUGCUGGUGGCAAAAAGAAAGAAAAAACAUGAGAUUAGCUUUGGAGAUAGGUUCAUUCUCUUUUAUUAUUAUUAUUAUUUUCUUUUUCUUUUUCUUUAGAGUUUAUGGGUCAUUGUGAUCAUCCAGGGGAUUAUAAGUCUAGUAACAUAAAUUUAUUGAAUUUCCACAUAUAUUCCUGUAAAACAACUAGCAUAUGAUUAUAGAAUAUUGGAUUGCUAAAUGUUUCAAAUAGAUCUCUCUCUUUCUUUA
This is a messenger RNA of Impatiens glandulifera, 2412 nucleotides long. Its product is annotated as general transcription factor 3C polypeptide 5-like. Bases 242 to 2068 code for a protein of 608 amino acids. NCBI's taxonomy places the organism in Eukaryota, Viridiplantae, Streptophyta, Magnoliopsida, Ericales, Balsaminaceae. Gene Ontology annotation, cellular component: transcription factor TFIIIC complex. The transcript has 14 exons. Gene Ontology annotation, biological process: transcription initiation at RNA polymerase III promoter. The record is from RefSeq and is a predicted model, not a curated record.